GGAGGGGCAGUGGGGAAGUGGACCGGAUAAAGAGCGAGCUUGCUGCCCUGGAACAUGCGCCGAAGCCAAGCUGAACAGGGACGGGUCCCCGCCGACUCAGCCGCGCCAGCCCGGGAUGGCCUAGUCAGUUUAGCAGUCAACCGACAGUCGCUGCAGGCAGGGCCAAGUAUCGGUCAAGUACCCGCCUCUCUAACCUCCUGGUUUAUUACUGGCAGGUACCCCAUCGGCCGGUAUCGAUUCCCAAACCACCAAACAAAACAACUCCCCCCUAUCUCAGCUCUACAGUAAUCCAUAAUCGAGUCCAAGUCUCUGGACCCAACACUGCUCAUUAUUCCCUUAUUCAUACCAGCUACCAGCUAGCAGCUUACUGCCUUAAUUCCUCCCGAUGUCCGGCCGUUUCGUCAGAGCGUCGAAGUAUCGACACGUCUUCGGCAAGCCCACGCGCAAGGAGUUCUGCUAUGACAACCUCCGCAUCAGUCACAAUGCCUGGGACACCAACCUCAUAAAGGCCAACCCCGAGUACCUGGCCGUGAACUGGGAGUCGAGCGGUGGUGGCGCCUUCGCCGUCAUCCCCCUCAACGAGCGCGGCAAGCUUCCCGACCAAAUACCGCUGUUCCGUGGCCACACCGCCGCCGUCCUCGACACUGACUGGAACCCCUUCAACGACCGCUUGAUCGCCUCUGCCUCGGACGAUGGAAAGGUGUUUAUCUGGCAGGUCCCCGAGAACUUCACCCUCUACACAGACGCCGAAGAGCCAGCCGAUGUCUCACCCGUCAGCAAGCUCUCUGGUCACACGAGAAAGGUCGGCCAUGUCCUCUUCAACCCCGCCGCCGAAAACAUCCUCGCCUCGACCUCUGGCGACCUGACGGUCAAGUUCUGGGAUGUCGAGACCGGCCAAGCCCCCAUCGCCCUCAAGCACCCCGACAUUGUGCAGUCUCUGUCGUGGAGCGCCAACGGUACCAUGCUUGUCACCACCUCUCGCGACAAGAAGCUGCGCGUGUGGGAUGUGCGCCAGCAGUCCGCAGUCCACGAAUACCAGGGCCACGAGGGCGCCAAGAACAGUCGCGCUGUGUGGCUGGGUGAACACAACCGUAUCGCUACCACUGGUUUCUCCAGGAUGAGUGACCGUCAGGUUGCCCUGUGGGAGCCUGGCAGGCAGGACCCCAUCGGUGGUUUCAGCUCGCUCGACUCCAUCUCUGGUGUCUGCAUGCCUUUCUGGGAUGACGGCUCUAACUGCCUGUACCUUGCUGGCAAGGGUGACGGCAACAUCCGUUAUUUCGAGUAUGAGAACGACAAGUUGGAGUUCCUGGCCGAGUACAAGUCCGGCGACCCCCAGAGAGGUAUCGCUUUCGUGCCUCGCCGUGGUGUCAACGUCCACGAGAACGAAAUCAUGAGGGCCUACAAGACCGUCAACGAUCAGUACAUCGAGCCCGUCUCCUUCACCGUUCCCCGUCGUGCCGAGACCUUCCAGUCCGAUAUCUACCCCCCUGCGACCGGCCUCAAGCCCGCUGUGUCCGCCAAGGAGUGGUUCGACGGCAAGGACGGCAUCCCGGCCAAGAUCGACAUGGAGAGCAUCUACGAGGGUACCGCACCCAGGGAGGUUCCCGCUGAUUACAAGCCUCCUACUGCCUUCUCGUCUCCUGCCCAGGCCCCCGUGCCCAAGAGGGAGUCCACGCCCCCAUCUGCUGCCCGCGCGCCCCCGCCGAGCGUGUCGGACCAGAAGGCCUCCAUGUCCGCUAUUGCGAACAAGUUCCAGGAUAACGAGGACGCCGAGCCAAGUGAGGGCGAGUCCUCUCCCUUCGAGGAGGUUCCGCGCCCCGCUCCUAGAGCCGCCGCCCCGGUUCCCGUGCGAACAUCUCUCCCUCCCGCUACCCCAGUCCAGAAGCUUGCCUCGCCCGUCAGGACCACCACCGCCGCCGCCCCUGCGCCUGCUCCUGCCACAUCCUUCCCUGCUGCCGCUGCCGCUUCCUCGGCCGUGGGAUCUGUCGAGGCCUCUCUUGCCCAGAUCACGCAGCUCCUUGAGCAGCAGAGCAGGGUCAUUGGUGCCCAGAGCGACAAGAUCCAGGCCCAGAGUCAGAUCAUCAGCCAUCUCGCCACCGAGGUCGAGACCCUCAAGAAGAGGGUCGGACCCGGCCCGCAGGAUCAGAGCGAGAGAAUCAGACAGUUGGAACUGGAGCUCGAGGCUGCUAGGUCGUAGGCGUCAGAGUUUUGAGAGUUUUGGUCCAAAGUUUCUACGUCUCUCUCUCUCACUGGGUUAUACUGCCAGACCAAGUCCUUGAACAUACGUCCUUUCUCACCGAUUUAUAAUGAAAGUCAAUGUUGGGGUAAGUAAUUGUUGGACACGUAUGGAUGAUUGGAACGACGAUGAUAGCUUCAAAUGGGGAAUGAAACGAAAAAGCAAGCAAGCAAGCAAGCAAGCAAGCAAGCAAGCAAGCAAGCAAGCAAGCAAGCAACUUGAAGAAGAAGAAAGAAGGAAAGCAUAGCCAAGGCAAGCAAGGGAAA
This is a messenger RNA of Neurospora tetraspora, 2502 nucleotides long. RefSeq lists its product as uncharacterized. Gene Ontology annotation, molecular function: actin filament binding. The transcript has 7 exons. The record is from RefSeq and is a predicted model, not a curated record. Bases 386 to 2197 code for a protein of 603 amino acids. Lineage: Eukaryota; Fungi; Ascomycota; Sordariomycetes; Sordariales; Sordariaceae. Gene Ontology annotation, biological process: actin filament organization.